GUCGUAGUAACAAACACACCACGCACACUAUGGAAAUCUUACCUACAUUAUUUAGUUUACUAUUAGGAUGUUUGGCAAGCACCAGCUAUGAUAAACGUCAAGUUGCUGCGCGAGCGUUAGGAGAUUUGGUGAGAAAAUUGGGAGAGAGAGUACUUCCCGAAAUAAUACCAAUAUUAGAGAAGGGACUUAAAUCGGAACAUCCAGAUCAAAGUCAAGGAGUUUGCAUUGACCUAUCGGAAAUAAUGACCUCAACUUCUAAAAAAAUGGCAUUGUCGUUCGUUAACAGUCUAGUUCCAACAUUAAGAAAAGCUUUAUCGGAUCCUUUACCUGAGGUGAGAGGAGCCGCGGCAAAAACUUUUGAAUCUUUACAUUCAACUGUUGGCUCACGUGCUUUAGACGAUAUUUUACCUUCAAUGCUUGAGGGGUUGAAUGACCCUGAUCCAACUGUUGCAGAAUAUACAUUAGAUGGCCUUCGCCAAGUGAUGACAAUUAAAUCUCGAGUGGUAUUGCCAUAUCUUGUUCCCCAAUUAACAUCAACUCCAGUAAAUACAAAAGCCCUUUCCAUAUUAGUUUCGGUGGCAGGGGAUGCAUUAACAAAGUACCUUCCAAAAAUUCUGGAUGCUUUGCUACAUGCACUUUCCGAUGCACAAGGAACUGCCUAUGAGUACCAAGAAUUAGAUUAUUGUCAAGCAGUAAUACUGUCAGUUACAGACGAAAUCGGUGUUCGGACAAUUGUCGACACUCUAAUGAUGUCAGCAAAAUCUGAUUGCAUAAAUAUAAGAAAGUCGGCGUCAAGUUUACUUUGUGUAUUCUGUACACACUCUCCAGGUGAUUAUUCCCAAUAUGUUCCACAAUUGUUACGCAGUUUAUUACGCCUAAUGGCUGAUUCCAAUCGCGACAUUUUACAAAAUUCAUGGGAUGCGUUAAACUCAGUUGUGAAAACUUUAGAUUCAACCCAACAAAUUGCUCUAGUGUGUGACGUUAGACAAGCCGUUCGGUUUGCUUCGAGCGAAAUUAAAGGUUCCGAGCUGCCGGGCUUUUGCCUUCCGACAGGAAUUACGCCUCUACUUCCCGUCUUUCGGGAAGCAAUUUUGAAUGGAAUGCCAGAUGUUAAAGAAAAUGCAGCCGAAGGGUUAGGUGAAAUUAUUUCUCUAACCAGUGCUCAGUCUUUACAGCCAUCUGUUGUUCAAAUAACUGGACCGUUAAUUCGAAUUCUAGGAGAUCGUUUUAAUGCAGGUGUCAAGGCAGCUGUACUGGAAACAUUAGCUAUUUUAUUGAAAAAAGUUGGAGUCAUGUUGAAACAAUUUUUACCGCAGUUACAAACAACAUUUCUGAAGGCUUUACACGACUCGAACAGAAGUGUUCGCAUGAAAGCUGGGCAAGCAAUAUCUGAGUUGGUUAUCAUACAUUCACGGCCUGAUUCAAUAUUUAAUGAAAUUCACAAUGGGAUAAAAUCUGAUGACGACCCGUCCAUGCGAGAAACUAUGUUAGCGGCAAUACGUUUAAGUAUUAAUUUAGCUGGAGAAAAAAUGUCUGAAUGUUUAAAGCUACAAUUAAGCGCUACUCUACUAAAUAUGAUAGGACAUUCAGAAGAAAUUACUCGAUCUGCUUCUGCAGGUUGUUUAGGAGCACUUUUGAAAUAUUUAUCGAUUCAACAAGUUGAUGAUUUAUUAGAGCUUCAUAUCUUCGUUGCUGGAAAUGGUGACGUAUUAUUAAAACACGGACGAACCGCAGCCCUGUUUGUGGCAUUGAAAGAGAGUCCUGCAAUUAUUACUUCGAAAUAUGAAUCCAAGUUGAUAGAAUUUAUCACUUCUAGUAUUUCAUCAGACAAAAUAAAUAUUGCAAGCAGUGGUGCAACGAAAUAAAACAGAUUGUUGCUAAAAGCUGUAAUUACUUGGCAAAAACGUUAGCUAUUGAUAAGAUGAGCCCAGAUGUUAUUAAACAGCUCGUACCAAUGCUAGUUAACGGUACCAAAGAAAAAAAUGGUUAUGUAAAGUCUAAUUCUGAGAUAGCUUUAGUUUCAAUUUUGCAUCUCCGUGAUAACGAUACUACUUUUAGCUAUGUUUGUCAACUUUUAGAAGUUGGCGCGAGGGAUUCCUUAAAUGAAGUUGUAAACAAAGUUUUGCGUAAAGUUGCUGUCCAAGCUAUUGGUAAAGACGAAGAAUUUGAUGACACAAUAUUGAAUUGAAGUAAAAUUAUAGAUGUAAGAAUACACCCUAUUAAAAUUGUCCGAAAUGAUUUUGUCUUAUGUACUGUAAAUGAAUAAAUUAUUUAUUUCGAAAUAAAAAAAUAAAAAUAUU
Molecule: messenger RNA, 2300 nt
Organism: Bactrocera oleae (olive fruit fly)
Lineage: Eukaryota; Metazoa; Arthropoda; Insecta; Diptera; Tephritidae
Source: RefSeq, a predicted model, not a curated record